GUGAUGCUCAGAGAGGAGGACAGAGGACUGGGAGAAGAUGCAUUAAAGGGCGAUGAAGUUCUGUGAAGCGCUUUCUCGUCGCAGCGUUAUGUACGCACGUAUGAUUAAUUUAGUGUAGUGUUUUAUUGCUACGUAGUGCGGGGUGGAUUUUAUUGCAAAGAAAAAAAAUAAAUAAACAAUAGUCGGAUGGUCGGUGAAAGGAAGAGAGAAAAGGGGGGUGUAUGGUUUUAAUGAUGACUUAUAGGCUACAGCGGACCGUCACUUAAUUCUGAAUUACAGCUCGAAUAGCGCGGAACUUCACAGGUCUGAGGAAAUAACAAAGAAGCGUUUUCGGUAAAGGAGACAUGGAUGGAGAGACAGGCAAAGGAAAGGCUCUCUGAUGCAAAGAACAACCUCCCUUUGGAAUAAACAAAAAAUGAUGAAUGUGCUUUUUCCCUGACUGGUCCGGCAAAACAGAAGACACGCCACUUCCAUUAGCGAGGACAUCUGAGGACGCUUCUUUCCUAAAGCCAGAACUGAACAAUAACAGCGAACAAUGGCACAUAAUUACGAAUCGCUCCGUUUUGUGGCUUUUCAUUCUCAGUGAGGAAGAGAAGUCAGAUAUUUUGCAAGCUUGCAUGCCGUGAAAGAGGAUUUGAAAUACCGGCUUGCGACUGAAGCGGCACUUCCUGAGACAUAUUUUUACUGAUUGGAGCCUCCUUGCCAAUUCCCAGCUUUCCUGAACGUUGGACUGCCGUUCCUCUGCAAUAAAAGCGCUCAGGAUGUACAGCGUUGCAUCCGACUGAUUCUCAAACUGCCACCCAAGGAGAAGAAGCGCGCUCACAGUCUGGCAAUCAGCAGACGCUCAAACAGCGAGUCAAUGUGGAGUCCAUUAGCUUUCAGUGCCAGACCUCCCUCAGAGCUGAAGCAGCACCUCCUCGGCUUUGGUGUCAGAAGUGAGAGCUCUCUCUGUGUUAUCUCCUCCUGUCCCACUCUCUCUGGCUAGCUUAUCCUGAUCCCGCUAUUGACAGACCUGAUGUCCAAGUCGAACCUAAAAUGGGUGAAAGAAAACACACCACAAGUCCAAAUGGACUUCUGAAUCAUCUGCUGUAAAGAACCAUUGUAUUGGUUGAAUUGUGCUAUAAAAGGCAAGAGGAGGCUAGCAGAGCUUGCUGGUUGCAUGAUGGCUCCUGAAGGUAUAGGAGAGCUUCGAGACUUGCUCUUCUUCCUGCUCCUGUGCCUCACAUUACUUGCUGAGCUACUGGAGAUGACUGCAGCUUCCUCACAGGGACUGGAUGGCGAUGGCGACAUAAUGUGCCCAUCUGUGUGUCGCUGCGACGAGGACUUUAUUUACUGCAACGACCGCGGACUGAGCGCAAUCCCACCUCUACCGCCGUCUGCAACCGUCCUUUAUCUUCAGAACAAUCACAUUGACAACGCGGGGCUUCCUAGGUCCUUGGAGCAUCACACCACCGUGCGUGUUAUAUAUCUCUAUGAUAAUGAGCUCGAUGACUUUCCCAUGCAUUUGCCACCUUCAUUAAGAGAGCUUCACCUCCAGGACAACAACAUUAGGGUGCUGCCAAGGGCCGCGCUCGCUAGACUUCCGCUGCUCGAAAAGUUGCAUCUGGAUGACAACUCUGUUUCUACAGUGAGCAUUGAGGACCAGGCCUUUGCGGACAACCCUCGACUGCGUCUCCUCUUCCUUUCCAGAAACCACCUUUCCAGCAUCCCAUCUGGUCUUCCUGCCUCACUCGAAGAACUCCGUUUAGAUGACAACCGAAUCUCUACUAUUCCCACUCAUGCCUUCCGAGGUUUGUCCUCCUUACGUCGCCUGGUCUUGGAUGGUAAUCUCUUAGCUAAUCAACGCAUUGCUGACGAUACCUUUUCGCGCUUGUCAAACCUAACAGAACUCUCCCUGGUCCGUAAUUCGCUUCAGACACCCCCUCUCAACUUGCCCAGUGCCCACCUGCAGAGACUCUCCCUUCAGGACAAUAACAUCAUACACAUGCCUCGGGGCUCACUUGACGGAAUGCGCAGACUACAACGCCUAGAUCUUUCUGGAAACAAUCUGACUACCCUUCCCAGAGGAUUGUUCAGGGACUUGGAGAGCCUGGGGCAACUGCUUGUGCGAGGAAACCCAUGGCACUGUGGCUGCAACUUGCGCUGGCUGCACGACUGGCUGGAAGCGAAGGGGAAUACAAUUACAGUGAGAGGUUUUAUCUGCCAGACACCAGAGCGAGUCCGAGACAUGGCGCUUAGAGACCUCACAAAUCAGAUGGAUGAUUGUGAGUUGGCCGUUGCCGCCGGUGGUACAGGCGGUGUAGGUACGGGAGUUGGUGUCGGUGGUAACAGGGUGAGCGGAGGAGCGGCAGGAGCCGCUUCUACCACUCUUUCGCCCCCUCAAGGCUCCCUGUUUACUCUCAGGUCCAAGCGACCGGGCCUCGGCCUGCCAGAAACAGGGUUGGACUACACAUUAAGCAGCAGUGGUGUGGGCAAGAACUUGGCCCUGAAUGUGAAACCCCUUUCCCAUGACAGUAUCCGUGUUACUUGGAGCGUAGCGCAAACAUCUUCUUCCUUUCGAUUAAGCUGGCUUCGCCUGGGAACCAGCUCCGCCAUGGGCUCCAUCACGGAAACCUUGGUUAGAGGUGACCGGCGGGAGUACCUUCUCACUGCCCUGCAGCCUGCUUCCAGCUACAUCAUCUGCAUGGUGCCUCUGGUGUCUAACAGCGGAAGCAGGAGUAGUUUGCCCGGAGGGGACGCAGAAUCAAACGAGGUGCCGGUUUGUGCCAGAACAGAGACGUCUGAUCCUAGCCACACUGUCGAUGAAGGUGAAGACGAGAGCACUGAUCAAAUGACUUCUCUUCCGCUUGCAGGAAUCAUCGGAGGUGCUACGGCAAUAGUUUCCCUUGCUCUAAUCAUUGCCAUUUUCUGCUGGUAUGGGCACCGUGCAGGACAUUUCACAUCCCGAGACCAUUACAGCCACAACAGCUCUCGCAAAAGCAAACACUAUGAUGACUACAUCGAGUCAGGCACAAAAAAAGACAACACCAUCUUAGAGAUCAGAGGUCCAGGAUUCCAGAUGACACCGAUGGCAACACGACAGCCCCUUCAGCCGAAACCGGUGAGAGAGGAUUACAUUAUACACACCAUCUUCCCCUCGAAUGGCACAGGUCUAUACAAGCCACCCCAAAACAUGACCAACUCCGGCUACGGCACCAACCGCGGCUAUAGAGAAGGAGGCAUUCCAGAUAUAGAUUACUCUUACACAUGAUAGCUUUGAUUUAGAAACCACAAUUAGGAGUCAUGUACUGCAUAGAUACACAGUUUUUAAUCAACAUGGGCUCUGCAGAAUCCCUUUGUGCCUUCUGGUCUCCAUUACAAUGUAGCCUGCUGUUCAUGACACUAUAAAACUUUUAAUUGGCCCAGAUGCUUAUAGGAAGCAUUAUAAAUGUGGUGCCAGGAGGCGAUGAUGCCAUUUCAGGUGGUGAUACCAAAUGCUAUUUUCACCUCCCGGUGUAAUGAUCAGUGUCCCUGACAUUGCUGUUUUAUCCCUGGCUGGUGCACUGAGGGGGAUUCAAGGGCAGCCCACACCGCCUUCAGCUCACAGACUGUUCACAGAGCUCAGUGCAUAUAUGGGUGAGAGGAAGUCUUCUCGUAGGAAAGAACCAACCUGCUGUACAUUGUGAUAUUUUUGUCUCCUACGAGAGUCAAGGAUUUGAACCAGGAGCGACAGGAAUCCUGCAUCAAGCAAGAUGACCUCUUUGCUCAGAGGAAACUGGAAAUGUGUCGCUGCAAGCAAUCCUUCUGGAAAGUGCGCGGGCUCACAUGCGCACUUGUGUUUUGGAGAUAUGAGCUGCAGAACACGACUGCUAUUCCUAAUCAAGUCGGAAUCUCUGGACCAAGCAGAGACACGGCCCUCAAAAACUACAGCAAGGUUUGAAAUGCCUCAAAAACUACAUUCAUUUGAAAUCUUAUACACUUGAAAGCUGCCUGAUACUACUAUGAUAACAUCCAACAAGCGUCACGGUGACUGUUUUAGUUUCAGACCGGUGUAAAGUUGAGAGGACGAAUGAAAUCUGUUUAUGUGUCUUGAGGAACUUUCGAUUUUUAAAAAAUUGCAACUGAACCCUGGUGUGUUGAUAGAGGCAAACAAUGCAAGUUAGAUAUUGGACAUUGUCAUAACUCUGUUCCCUAGUUGUUUACAUUUUUUUUUUUUUUCAUUGUUUGCUCUUUUUAAAUUUGUUUCACUUUAAUUUUGAAAAGUCAUAUAGCCCUGACGAUAGUUACAUCAUAAUUUUCAAACAAGGGCAUCACUAAUGUAAAGGAACGUUCUCCUACAAAAACACAAAACUUGCUUGUUUUCAAUGGAUUGUCCCCUAUAAUGCACAGUUCUGUUAAAUGGCUCAUUGUUUGUAGGCUUAGCCACAUUCUUAGCACAAAGUACAUUCUAUAAAUCACAUCUCCAAAUGUCACUGUAGAUAAAGAUAUGGCCUCGCUGCUAACCACAGCAGCUGUACUGCUAUGAUUCUUAGGGAGAGGAGAGAGGGUGUUCGAGGGGAAACCAGGAAUAUGAACCAUAACACUGUGGACCAUCACUGUGGGAGACAGAGAGUGCAUCAGAAUGUUGUAUAAUUUUGUAAGGCGGAUGCAUUUUGAUUAAAAAAAUGUAAUUUUUCCUUGUGUAGAAAUUAAGCAGUUUGUCAGUGUCUUCAACCCAUUCAUUUAAGCCAACAGCGGAACAGAACACUAAUUAAGGAACACUUAUCAGACAGUUUCCGCAAUGGUUCUGAGGUAGACAGAGAGAAAGCUAUGCUUGCGUUUUACGAAAGACCUCCCCAGAGUCUCCGUGACAUUUCUGUUCUGAUCUGCUAUAUUCACGUAUUUGAGGACUUAGAGAAUUUAAGACAGCUUACACUGCCGUGUAUUUUAUGUACUAUUUGGCAUUGUAGUGUACUUGUCAGAAACAGGAAAGAAAAGAUGGAUAGAGAGAGAGAGAGAGAGAGAGAGAAGUAGAAGUAGAAUGUACUAUACUGAGAAAAAGCGAGAAAUUCUACACAUAAAACAUAGAUUUGACAUUGAAGCAGAGGCCUAACGGAAAUGAAACCUGCGGUGUUGAACUGUGCAUGAAAUGUGUUGUCAUCUUCUUGCUGUCUGCUGUUGUGUUGGCACUUUGUCUCAUGCCUUUCCCUCUACACAAAGGAUUACUCCUAACCUCUGUUUCAGAGCUGGAAAUGAAUCAAGACUUCAUGGCAAACUAAAAAUACAAUUUUGUUUUUAAUGGGGUCUUUCAAAAGGACAGCUCACCAAAAAUGGAAAUUCUGUCUAUUACUUACUCUCUAGUUGUUCCAAACCUGUAUGCAUUUUUUUCUUCUGCUGAACUUUUUUUUUUUUUUUUUUUUUUUUUUUUUUGGAGGAACCAAACGAUUGUUGGUCCACAUUGACUUCCAUAGUAUAAAAGAAAAUUGGGGACCAGAAACUGUUGAGGUACGUUCUUCAAAAUAUCUUCUUUGUGUUCAGCAGAAGAAAAUAAAUCAUACAGGUUUGAGAGUGAGUAAAUGAAGACAGAAUUUUCAUUUUGGGUGAAGUUUCUCUUUAAAUUGAUCUGUGGGGUUUUCAGCCUUUCUUUUUUAGGGCAGCAGAGAGAAAAGUGUAAAACUGAGGAAAGAGUGAAGGGUGCACAGGAUAUGAAGCGACCGGACCCUACUAACUACCCACAGCACCGCUGCUUUAAUAAUAUAGCCCAAUUUUUUUGUUUUUUUAUUCAUUUAUUUAUUUUGAAUUGUUGGUAUGUUUUAUGUAGUCCAAGUGCAAUAAUUAGUUCACUCAAAAAGGGAAAUUGUGUCAUCUUUUUCUCACUCUCCUGCCAUUUUAGACCCAACAUGAAAUUGACAAGAAAUGAACUUAAUUUCUUCUUUGGAACACAAAAGUUUAGUAAAGUAGUUCAGCAGAAUGGUGCUGCAGAAUGUUGAUAAAAAUGACAACUCGCAGUCACCAGGGACUGUCAAGCUCUGAAAAGAACAAAAAAGCAUCAUAAAAGCACAAUAAAUGUAGUCUACGUGACUCGGAAGACUAUAUUCCAAAUCGUCUAAAAUCCUUCAGCAGCUUUGUGUGAAAAAUAAGGCAAAAUUGAAAUAGUUAUCAAAUCAAAUUCAUUCUUGCACUCAUUCAGACAUGAAGGAUUAGUUCUUGUACAUGAAAUGAAUAACACCAGAUGCCAUUAGUUCUUUGGUGUCUUGUAACAAAACUAGCCAAAUUUAACUGAAUGAGGGUUAGCAGAUUGCUUAGUGUAUUUCUGGGUGAACUAUUUGCAUUCAUCUCAGGUAUAAUUUGCAGCUACUGUACAGAGAAUAUUCAGUGCAUCUCAAGAGCACUUCAAACCUGUUGAAUAAGCUGUUGUUCAAAUUCCCAUGAUACUGUAAUGCAGAUUCACGCCCUUCUCACACAGGCAACGAGGUUGGAAGAUUGUACAACUCCACAGGUGUAAAUGGGGCCUUGCAUUUAAGUUCCACCUACAGGUCAUCUUUUUGGCCUGCGGCUGAAACGUUCAGGCGCUCACUUCCUGUCUUCACUUUCCCCUGCCAUCUUGAGAAACUCUUUGAUCUGUCGCCAUUGUUUUCAUUUGAUUUUGCAGCAUGUGCAAAGAAGGAUUACAGAGUCGGUGUGUGUCUUUGAGUGUGUGUGUGUGUGUGUGUGUGUGAUGUUCUUUAGGGCUUCAAAAAUACAGAGGCAUACAUUAAAAGCAUUUUCUGUUGCAAUUUUCCUGUCUGUUUUAUUGAAACCAUCUGCAAAUUUGAUAUCUCCUGCCGACUCUGACCAGCAGUUGUUCCACCUGCACCCCAUUAACGCAGAUGUCUCUUUGCACACAUGCACACUCCACUAUACACACACACACACACAUCCUUCUGUUGUCACCCCUGAGACAGGAGCUUAACCUGCAUACUCAUUCUGUAAAAUAACAACAAUACAUUUCACCUCACACACAGCCUAUUCUCACUCCCAAGGCAUCAGAUACUGCCGCUUGAGUUUUGCACAUCACUACGCAGAUGCUAGAGGUGUACCUUUGUAGCAACAAGGCUGUUAUCAACAAGAAACCUUUAUGUCAAUACUCUAAAAUCAUACCUAGAGUUAAUUUCUCGCAAUUUCAGGUGCUUUUGAAAAAGCACCAGAAAUUGGCUUGGGAUAACUUGGUUUGAUUGCCUGGACCAAGUUUGCGUUUGAUUGCUCCCCCUUCUGGAUUGUGUUCACACUUUUAAUUCCAAACCGCGGUAUGUUUGCAUCAAAGCGGCAGCUGUUUACUCCUUGUUGCUAGGUAACAAUGAUGCAGGAGAAGGCGGUAAAAUUCAUAGCGUUGCUCACUUGGUUUUGUUUCCAGUGAAUUAACAAAUAACAGCCGAAUGUGCUGCAAAUGUUCUAAAAAAAAAGCAGGGGUUGCCACUUGUUUUUUUGGGGUUUUUUGUCAGCCAAAGCCCCUUUUUAGCUUUUGAUUUUUAAUUCAUAUAUUAGCUAAUAUUUCAGUAAUUUAAUAACACAUUUGUGAUUCUCUGAUGUCGGUUAACUAUUUAAUAUUUUUUAUUAACAGUGUUUUUGUGGGAAAUUCUGGGUACUGGUUGUUAUGAAUUUGAAUUUUAAUGAUAAAAAUGAACAAUAUAAAUAUAUUAGUUGUAAAUUAAAAAAAAAAAAAAAAAAAAAU
Messenger RNA from Labeo rohita (rohu), 7669 nucleotides. It is a transcript of the gene flrt1a, whose product is annotated as fibronectin leucine rich transmembrane protein 1a. Gene Ontology annotation, molecular function: protein binding. NCBI's taxonomy places the organism in Eukaryota, Metazoa, Chordata, Actinopteri, Cypriniformes, Cyprinidae. The transcript is spliced from 4 exons. The record is from RefSeq and is a predicted model, not a curated record. The coding region runs from base 1160 to 3250 and encodes 696 amino acids.